This is a messenger RNA of Octopus sinensis (East Asian common octopus), 360 nucleotides long. RefSeq names its product protein FAM200A-like. The transcript has a single exon. Lineage: Eukaryota; Metazoa; Mollusca; Cephalopoda; Octopoda; Octopodidae. The record is from RefSeq and is a predicted model, not a curated record. Bases 1 to 360 code for a protein of 119 amino acids.
AUGUCAGGAGACAUUGAGUGCAAUAUUAAGUCAAAAAUACUGAAACAUAAGUUGUUUGCACUUCAAGUUGACGAGAGUACAGACAUCACUGGUAAAUCACAGCUCCUUGUAUUUGUUCGUUUUAUUAAUGAUGAAACUAUUGUAGAAGACGUCCUGUGUUGCAAAGAGUUGCCAGAAACAAGAAAAGGACAAGAUGUAUUUGAUGUUUUAAAUUCAUAUUUAGAGUAUUGUGGAUUGAACUGGAAAAACUGUGUUGGUAUUUGUACAGAUGGUACCCCUGCAAUGACAGGAUGUCUUAAAGGCUUUGUCCCAAUUGCACAAAAACAAAAUCCAAAUGUUUCAUUCAUAGAAAAGCACUAG